Molecule: messenger RNA, 1411 nt
Organism: Saccoglossus kowalevskii
Lineage: Eukaryota; Metazoa; Hemichordata; Enteropneusta; Harrimaniidae
Product: transcription initiation protein SPT3 homolog
Biological process (GO): transcription by RNA polymerase II
Molecular function (GO): protein heterodimerization activity; transcription coactivator activity
Source: RefSeq, a predicted model, not a curated record
CAGCCGCCAUUGAGCUAAAAAUGUAAACGUGAGUACAAAGUUUUAACAAGUAUUGGUGACUAUGACGAAGCCGAAAGCCAAAUCGAAGAAAACUGAGAAGGCAAAGGAACAAAUGGGUGUUAACAACCCUCAGGAAACAAAGCCGCUAAAUACACAUGCAUCAAGUCCGGCAAGUAGUAUACAGUCAACACCGGCAGUCGCCGCUAAACUGACACCUAAAACAUGGUUUACCACAGAUAUACAGCGUAUGAUGUUUGCCAUGGGUGACUGUCGUAGACCGCUCCAUGAAUCUGCUCUGUUGAUUGAAGAUAUUGUACAUCAGCAAAUGACAUCAAUGUUAGUGAAAGCUGCUGAAGUGACUGCAAUGAGAGCCGCAAGGUUUAUUAGUUUGGAGGAUUUCCUGUUUUUGAUUAGAAAAGACCGUGACAAAUUGAAACGAUUACUGCGUUUCCUCUCCAUCAAAGACUUGAAGAGUAAAAUAAGUAAAACUGGCAUUGUAGAGGAUGAAGAAACCUACUCUGAAUCAGCCGGGGACAUAAAACCAAUUGUUUCCAAAAGAAGAAAAAUAUCCUAUGAUUUUCUGAACACAAUUGACCAGACUGGAGAACUGCUGGGACUCUUUGAAGAAGAAGACACUCUGGAUGAAAUCAAGCAAGAUAGACUAGAACGCGCUGAUAAACAGUCAAGAACCAUGGAUACGACAACUUAUCAGGAGUACACUGAGAGUAGACAGAUUAAUUUCCAUAAAAAAGCUAGUAAAUUUAAAGAAUGGUUAGAUUGUUCUCAUUUAGUGGAUAUCAAACCAAACCCACUGGCAAUGGAAGUACUCAGUUAUUUUGCUUAUGAAACUGUGGCACAGAUUGUUGAUUUAGCAUUAUUGGUAAAAAGAGAUAUGGAAAGUCAAGUACAAGAUCCAUUUGUCCAAUCUAGACCCCCUAGCUGUAUCAGUAAUAUCACAAUACAUAUACCAUCAACUUCACAGUCUAUAAAAAGUAUCCCCACAUCACAACCAGUGUCUCCUAGCAACCAAUCACCACCAUCAACACCUACUACCCCGACAACCAGUGUCAUGUCAUCUCCAUUUCUAUCAGCAUCAUCUACUAAUUUAAAUGCUUCCUUAAAUAGUAAUUCAUCCAGCGGUUCCCAACAGCAUAGUCUCAGUGGAUCCCAACAACACAAUCUUAGUAAUAUGUCACAACAAAGUACAACUGCAGCCACCAAACCAAAAGCCAAGAAAAGAAAAAAGAGUGGUGCCACAUCAACUUUAGAGAGUGGUAGUGUGAAUGCGAUACAAACAACACAUAUUAGAGAAGCUUUAAGAAGAUAUUAUCAAAGCACUGGACCAAUGGCAGUAUUUUCUGUAAGUGCGUUUCAUAAUUCUUGCUCAAAUUUCCUGAAUUUAACGUGUUAG